Molecule: messenger RNA, 1616 nt
Organism: Erinaceus europaeus (western European hedgehog)
Lineage: Eukaryota; Metazoa; Chordata; Mammalia; Eulipotyphla; Erinaceidae
Gene: ALDH3A1
Product: aldehyde dehydrogenase 3 family member A1
Exons: 11
Coding region: 117-1478 (453 amino acids)
Biological process (GO): aldehyde metabolic process
Cellular component (GO): cytoplasm
Molecular function (GO): aldehyde dehydrogenase (NAD+) activity
Source: RefSeq, a predicted model, not a curated record
AUUUCCUGGGCGGGGAGUCCUGGGGCCUAGGGGGCAGGCCUGUCAUUAAAUGGCAACCCUUUUAGCUGAUGCUCAUUCCUGGACACCUGCCUGGAUGAGGCAAGGAGAAAGGCACCAUGAGCAAAAUCAGCGAAACUGUGCAGAGAGCCCGGACGGCCUUCAACUCAGGCAAGACCCGCCCCCUGCAGUUCCGCGUCCAGCAGCUGGAGGCGUUGCGGCGCUUGAUCACCGAGCGCGAGAAAGACAUCGCAGCUGCGCUGUGCGCUGACCUCCACAAGAAUGAGUGGAACUCCCACUAUGAGGAGGUGGAGUAUGUCAAGGAAGAGAUUGACUACAUGAUAGAGAAGUUGCCUGAGUGGAUGGAGGAUGAACCAGUGGAGAAGACCUCCCGGACCCAGCAGGAUGAGUCCUUUAUCCACUCGGAGCCCCUUGGCGUGGCCCUCAUCAUUGGCACCUGGAACUACCCCUUCAACCUCACCAUCCAGCCCAUGGUGGGCGCCAUUGCUGCAGGUAAUGCUGUGGUGCUCAAGCCCUCAGAGCUGAGUGAGAACAUGGCACAGCUGCUGGUCACCAUCAUCCCUCAGUACCUGGACAAGGAUCUGUAUCCCGUGAUCAAUGGCGGGGUCCCAGAGACAACAGAGCUGCUAAAGGAGAGGUUUGACCACAUCCUGUACACAGGCAGCACGGGUGUGGGCAAGGUGAUUAUGACGGCUGCCGCCAAGCACCUGACACCCGUCACCCUGGAGCUGGGAGGCAAGAGCCCCUGCUAUGUGGAUAAGGACUGUGACCUAGACACUGCUUGCAGGCGCAUCGCCUGGGGGAAGUUCAUGAAUAGUGGUCAGACCUGUGUGGCCCCCGAUUACAUCCUCUGUGAGCCCUCCAUCCAGGGCCAGGUGGUGGAGAAGCUCAAGAAGUCCCUGAAAGAAUUCUAUGGGGAUGACCCCCAGAAGUCUCAUGAUUAUGGAAGGAUCAUUAGCCCUCGGCACUUCCAGAGAGUGAUGGGCCUGAUCAAGGGCCAGAACAUUGCCCACGGGGGCACUGGGGAUGAAGCUGAGCGCUAUGUAGCCCCCACCAUCCUGAUGGAUGUGGACCCGCAGUCCCAGGUGAUGCAGGAGGAGAUCUUUGGACCAGUACUGCCCAUCGUGUGUGUGUGUGGCCUGGAGGAGGCCAUCAGCUUCAUCAACCAGCGUGAGAAGCCACUGGCGCUCUACGUCUUCUCCUCCAAUGAUAAGGUGAUUAAGAAGAUGAUCUCAGAGACAUCCAGUGGAGGGGUAACUGCCAACGAUGUGAUUGUUCACAUCACCGUGCACUCCUUGCCCUUCGGGGGUGUGGGGCACAGUGGCAUGGGCGCCUACCAUGGCAAGAAGAGCUUCGAGACCUUCUCCCACCGCCGCUCCUGCCUGGUGAGACCCUUGACCAAUGAUGGCGCCCUCAAGGCCAGGUAUCCACCCAGUGCCACCAAGCCUACCUACUGCUGAGGGCCUGGCCUGGCCCACCCCAGCCCCUGGAAGAACUACUCCCCACCUCCUUCCUGCUCUCUUCCAGUGGUUCUCAGGUGAUAGCCCUUCACAUGAUUCUAGCCCCAGUGCCAAAUACAAUAAAAUUCUCCAACUGGA